Molecule: messenger RNA, 1374 nt
Organism: Aspergillus clavatus NRRL 1
Lineage: Eukaryota; Fungi; Ascomycota; Eurotiomycetes; Eurotiales; Aspergillaceae
Product: putative nuclear envelope protein Brr6
Exons: 3
Coding region: 1-1374 (457 amino acids)
Biological process (GO): nuclear envelope organization; lipid homeostasis
Cellular component (GO): nuclear membrane; nuclear envelope
Source: RefSeq, a predicted model, not a curated record
AUGGAGAAACGCACCGCAGAGAGUCCGAUGGACUUUGAAUGGCAGUCCCGGGCGCCUGGCGACGUCACGUCGCCCUUCUACCAGCUCGGUCUGCAGCACGACAAUCAGAAAAAGCGCCCUCAUAGUAUCUUCGAUUCGCCCCAGAAGAAAGAGAUGCCGGCUCUGCGUGCUCCCAACUCCCAACCCUUCCUAUUCUCCCAGAACCCAUCACAAACAUCAUCGAAGAAUCCCAAAUCGCAUUUCGGACAGUCGGCAUUCAUGACACCGCGCAAAUUCGACUUGGAUUUCUCUUCCGGAGCUGAAAAUCUGUCUUCCCCCGAGAACGCCGACAACGAGGAUACACCGGAACAACCGACGAAAGCGGGCCACCGAAACUCGUUAUUCGGCAUGUAUGGAAAGUUUGCGCCCAGUCCAGGACGUGGGGAAAUCCCCCGAAUGAACCACUACUCCCAUGCGCUGGCCAGACGGGUACAAAAGCGGCGACGGAGGGAUAAGGCGCUCGGGCAACAGCUGCGGAAGGAUGAAAGCGAUGAUGAGAGCGACCGGCCGAGCAGCAGCGAGGGACAACUGGUCAAUAUGAAGAACGUGGGACGGAAAGGGAGCCAGGAGGGACAGUCGUCAUCACGGCUAUCGUCGUUCUCGGAGUUCUUCUCCUUGCUUGAGGCGCACCCUAACGUUCCCAGUAUUCUUUCGUGGUGGGCGCAGCUAGUCGUGAACCUGUCGCUGUUCUCGCUUGCGGUCUACGUUGUGUUCGGGUUUGUCUCGGCCAUCCGGGCUGAAUUCGAGCAGGCCGCGGAGGAGGUGUCGGACACGAUUUUGGCGGAGAUGGCUGUCUGUACGAAGAACUACGUGGACAACAGAUGUAUGAGUGGAGACCGACUACCUGCGCUGGAGACGAUCUGCGAGAACUGGGAGCGCUGCAUGAACCGUGAUCCGGCCAAGGUUGGACGCGCCAAGGUGUCGGCACAUACCAUGGCGAUUAUCAUCAACAGCUUCAUCGAUCCGAUCAGCUGGAAGGCAAUUAUGUUCUUCCUCGCUACUAUCUCGACAGUCACCGUUGUCAGCAACUGGUCCUUCCGUUCCUUCAGAAACCGCUUCAGUCAACACGAAUAUGCUCCACCACCUCCUUCUUUCUCUCGUCAACCCUCAGGUCAACAUCAUCCAUCAAUGCCCCCGUCGCAAUAUUCCCUACAACAGAACCCAGGGUUUGGAUACGAGGAACCUAACCAGGGGGCUAUCGCGAAUGUUGACGCGAAGCCAGACGCCCCCUUGAUGCUGGAGCAUCCACAGAUGGGAUUUGUAAUGGGCCGCAGUCGUGAGCGAGAGUCUCACAUGCGGACUCCAAGUCCAGUCAAACGAAGGCAUCUUUUGUGA